Messenger RNA from Bradysia coprophila, 1556 nucleotides. RefSeq lists its product as uncharacterized. The record is from RefSeq and is a predicted model, not a curated record. Lineage: Eukaryota; Metazoa; Arthropoda; Insecta; Diptera; Sciaridae.
UGUUAUUUCCAUUCAAGAAAUAUACCACUUGUGAAAAAAUAAAUUUUGGACAUGUUAAGCAAAAACUAGUAACAAUUCAAAUAAAAUUCAUUUUUUUCCAAGAUGUUACGGAAAUAUUCGUCCGUUGAUCGAAUUGACAAGGAAAACAGAAGAAAACCAUUGGAUCCAUCACCAUAUUCAUUGCAUUACAAAUCGAAUUUAACACAUGACCAAAGGGAGUUAAUUUCUCACAGGCAACAUGUUAAGAAAUUGCAUCGAAACGAUUUGGAGGAUCGUUACCUGGAAUUAUUGGAUGAAAAUUUUGCUAUCAAAAAGGAGAACACCAGCAAUCAUGAUAAAAUACGGAAACUAGUCACGAAGGUCAUACGUUUAUCCUCCGAUGAUAAACGGACCAGACCAAGUUCUAGUGAUCCAACGAAUACGACCAAAUCAAAGCUGUCGACCGAUGAGAAUUUAAAAAUCAAAAUCAUCGAUCUUGAAUCGUAUAACGCGCAAUUAAGAGACCGCUUGAAUUUAGUUAUUCGUUAUGUGAAUUCGAACAAAAGGAGCACAUCAUCGGCUACAUAUCGUAGGACCGGCUCAGGACUGCUGAAGAAAUCUAAAAUGUUCAAGAGUCAAGACGAAUUUAUAUUCAACAUUCCAUUAUCUCGACCAGAGACUCAGAACAGCCGAAUGUUGUGCUUUGAAGACGAAAACAUAAAAAGUGCAGUUGCACACUACGAAGACACUAUUACUGAAACAGACGAAACUUCAAAACUGGAAAUGCAGAAAGAAGUUGGCAAAGCUGAGGAUGUUCUUAAUACACUCAAAGUGACUAUCGAGCAGCUUCAAAACGAUCUGUCCACCGAAAAGCUAAACAAUCAGCGAUUAGUACAGAUUCAAACCGAAUUGGAGAAGACGAUUCAAGAACAGGAAACGAAUUCAAAGCAGUACGUCGAUAGUAAUGAAUUGGAUGGAAUGAACGAGCGUCUUCGAAAUUAUGAAAUUGAAAUCGGUCAAUUGCAGAAGGACUGUUUGAAUAUUAAAAGUAUUUCAGAGAAUGAGUUGGAAGACGAGAGAACAAAGUUGUUUGAACUGAAGGCCAUUCUCGACAAAGAAAUGGAGAAAAAUAAAAAACUUCUGAAAGAAAAAGAAUUUCUUGAGGAGAAGGUCGAAAGUGCAAACCAAAUGAAACAGGAAUCGUGUGACAUGCAGGCGGAAAACGAACUGCUGCGAAAACAUCGCGAAAAUAUUUCUUCAUUGGCAUCAGAAUUGGCUCUAAGAAAUGAAACGAUCAAAAAAUUAACCAAAACAAAUGAAGAGCUCACGUCUGAUGUUAUGGAUAGUAAGGCACAAUUACAGGCGUUGAACGAUAUCCAUCAUGAUUUGAUGAACAAAAUACGAGAUUUGCAAGAUUUAAAUGACAGUCUGACUAUUCAAGUCGAAGGAUUGAAGGCAAGAUGUCAAUGUUUGAUGGAACAAAAUACGGAAUUGAAUAAGAAAUAUCACUCGGUGAACCUAAUAAUUGAGGUUUGAGGUUGAAAUUGUAUCGCAAAUAAAUCGAUUUUUGUUUGAAU